AUGUGUAUCAUGUUAUUCAUGACCCACCACGACGGCCCACGAGAGCACUACCUUGGAUCGUACCACUGCGCACACGCCGACCGCCCCGGCACUUUCGAAUCCCAUCAGAGGUGCCUGCUUGAAGAGAGCCGAUUCGACUGCUCAGAGUGUUUGGCCAAGGAUGGCAUCCAAGUGGAUCCUGAUAUCGUUGCGAUACAGUACUAUCACCCUAUUGCCCACUUUGAAAUUGAGCACAUAGAGGGAAAAGGUUGGGUAAAGGUUGGCGAGCAAGGUAAUGUGAAGCGUACGGAGAAUGUUAGUACCGCUGGACAGAAUGAAGAAGAGGAAGAUGAAGACUUAGGCGGCUACGCCUAUAGCUUCGCAAGUCUUUCGGACUGCGACAGUGUCACUUCACACUGGCGUCUUGAUCAAAUUAUGACAUUGCCUGUCCGUCCGACCACUGCAGACACCAAGAAGAAGUCGCCCUCUCCAUUCUACCAAGAGCCCACACCAACGGAAGAGGCAUAUGAGACGAGCUCACCGCAUGAACCGCACGAGAUGCACGAUGUACGUGAGCCAGUCUACGAGGACGCUGCAGAGGAUCAAGAGCCGCACCAGGAAGUCUGCCUUGAAUCACCAUCCGGCGACUCUCCAAGCACCCUCGAGCACCGAAAUCUCGUCAAUCAACAACUCGCGACACUUGAGCAUCGGAUGGCGCGUCGCCAGCAUCAGCGCCAGAACAGCCAGCCCAUGUUCGACGUGACGCGCCCGCACCGCAUGACUCGCCACCAGCGCCGGAGUAGCAAGCGUAGGUUUGAUGUGACGCGCCAGCAGCGUUAUACAUUUCCCGCUUUCGUCCCUUCAGUACCCCCAGGACCCGUAAAAGGUGGACCGGAAUAUGAAGAUGGGCAUUAUUACUUGGUCCCUGCAACACCUAUAUCAGGAAUCAUUCCGGAUUGGCGAUGGGGUCCAGUUCCGCCGCCUCAUUUGACGAUUCCCCUUCCUCAUUGGUAG
Messenger RNA from Alternaria atra, 993 nucleotides. RefSeq lists its product as uncharacterized. The record is from RefSeq and is a predicted model, not a curated record. Bases 1 to 993 code for a protein of 330 amino acids. NCBI's taxonomy places the organism in Eukaryota, Fungi, Ascomycota, Dothideomycetes, Pleosporales, Pleosporaceae. The transcript has 2 exons.